This is a messenger RNA of Eucalyptus grandis, 1870 nucleotides long. Its product is annotated as disease resistance protein RUN1-like. Gene Ontology annotation, molecular function: ADP binding. The transcript is spliced from 2 exons. Bases 202 to 1200 code for a protein of 332 amino acids. The record is from RefSeq and is a predicted model, not a curated record. Gene Ontology annotation, biological process: signal transduction; defense response. NCBI's taxonomy places the organism in Eukaryota, Viridiplantae, Streptophyta, Magnoliopsida, Myrtales, Myrtaceae.
AUGAAGUACUAAUUUAUAUCUAGCCUGACAAGUUUGAAUUAUUGAUUGCGAGUUGCUAGCUGGUUCCAUUAUAUAAUUCAAGCCAAUAAAGAGGCAAAGGGUAAUAACAAGGCAUUUCGUGUUUCUUGAGAGCCAUUUUGGUUUAUCUUCUCUGUCAGAGUUGAAAGCAAAAAUCAGGGGUAGAGUCAGAGCAAAGACAAAAUGCAUCGUCCCAUCUUUGGGCGUUCUUUUGCCGUGCUCGUGGCACCCAUCCUUCUCUCCGUGCUCGCGUUCCGUUUUCUCAAUAAGAAGAAAGCUAGCAAGCGUGAAAAUGCAAAAGAUGCUGAUUCUGGUGCAUUCUGUUCGUUGACUGCGGAGAUGGGAACUAGUGCCGAUGGAUCUAGUUCAUCUCCUACGGAGACUAAUAAUGGUGCGUCUAGUUCAACAUUUGGAGAUAGUUACGAGGUGUUCUUGAGCUUUAGAGGCUCAGAUACUCGAUAUGGCUUUGCUGAUCACCUCUACGAUAGGCUCAUUGAAGCUGGAAUUCGUGCUUUUAGAGACAAUGAGGCACUCUACCAAGGCAAGGAGAUUGGCCCAAAUCUUUUGGCGGCCAUUAAGAAUAGUAAGAUUUUCAUCCCCAUUCUCUCAGAGAAUUAUGGAAGAAGUCAUUGGUGCCUCAAUGAACUGGUUGAAAUAAUGGAGUGCAACAAUAAUAACACGGAGACGAUAGUGUUGCCUAUAUUUUACAAAGUGUCACCAGCUGAUGUACGGCAUCAAACUGGGAGAUUUGGAGAGCAAUUUACGGAGCGUGAAAAACGUUCGCGUGGGAGGGACAUAGACCCAACAAUUUUGGAGAAGUGGAAGCAAGCGCUCAGAGAAGUUGCUGACUUGAAAGGAUGGGAAUCAAAUGGGUCAGAAGUAAAAUUGGAAAAAGAGGUGGUCCAACGAGUGUUGUUUGAACUGAAGAAAAAGUUUGAGUUGGUUAUUCCUGAGAAUUUGGUCGGAAUUGAUAAACAUGUCAAGAAAGUUAUGGAAUCUGUACAUAAAAAUUCUCAUGGCCCCCUAUUUAUUGGCAUCCAUGGAAUGGGAGGCAUUGGCAAGACUACUCUUGCUAAAACCAUCUACAACAAACUCUCCAAUCAAUUUGAGGAUCGUAGCUUCAUUGCAGAUGUAAGGGAAUCAUGUAAGUGUAAAGGACUUGACUACUUGCAAAUCUAUUAAUCUCUGCUAUAUUGAAGCAAGAAAAAAAAAUUUCUAGUCAGGAUGAAGGUAUUUACUUCAUUUCAUCCAAUUUUAAAAGUAAGAAAGUCCUCAUUUUCUUGAUGACGUGGGUGAUGACAAAGAAUUGGAGGCUUUGGCUGGAAAUCGUAAUUGGUUUUCUUCGGGAAGUGUGAUUAUUAUUACCACCCGAAACAAGAAGAUUCUUGACAAUGCUGAGGUGGACUACCAGUAUGAACAUGAGGAAAUGGAUCAGAAUAACUCUUUGAUUUUGUUCAGUAGACAUGCAUUUCGAAGCGACACUCCUCCAAAGGACUUUGAGGACCUUACCCGUAAGGCUGUGGCCGCCACCGGAGGGCUUCCCUUAUCUCUUCAGGUUGUAGGUUCAUUUUUGUGUAAUCAAAAGCCAAAUGAAUGGGAAGGUGUGAUAAAAAAGCUACAAAAUGUCCCUCAUCAGAAAGUGCAAGAAAAGCUAAGAAUCAGUUAUGAUGCGUUAGACUUUAAUCAAAAACAGAUAUUUUUGGAUAUCGCUUGUUUUUUCAUUGGCACUGACUUGAGAAUCGCAUCCUACAUGUGGGACGCCUGUAACUUUUUCCCAGGGGAGGGCAUUCUAGUAUUGAGAUUAAUGUCAUUAAUAAAAGUUGGAGAGAAUCAUGAGCUUAUAAUGCAUGAC